Scleropages formosus (Asian bonytongue) is the source of this 954-nucleotide messenger RNA. RefSeq names its product GAR1 homolog, ribonucleoprotein (gene gar1). The coding region runs from base 6 to 596 and encodes 196 amino acids. The transcript is spliced from 6 exons. The record is from RefSeq and is a predicted model, not a curated record. Gene Ontology annotation, molecular function: box H/ACA snoRNA binding. Lineage: Eukaryota; Metazoa; Chordata; Actinopteri; Osteoglossiformes; Osteoglossidae. Gene Ontology annotation, cellular component: box H/ACA snoRNP complex. Gene Ontology annotation, biological process: ribosome biogenesis; snoRNA guided rRNA pseudouridine synthesis.
CAGGGAUGUCGUUCCGAGGUAGAGGAGCCCGGGGCGGUGGUGGCCGAGGAGGGGGCUUUAGAGGAGGUGGCCGAGGUGGCCGAGGUGGCUUUUACAAGCAGCAAGACUUCGGGCCUCCUGAAUAUGUUGUGGAACUGGGGAUGUUCAUGCACCCCUGUGAAGAUGACAUUGUCUGCAAGUGCAUCACUGAGGAGAAUAAGGUGCCUUACUUCAAUGCUCCUGUCUACCUAGAGAACAAGGAGCAAAUUGGCAAAGUGGACGAAAUCUUCGGGCAGCUCCGUGAUUUUUAUUUUUCAGUUAAACUUUCAGAAAAUAUGAAGGCUUCUUCUUUCAAGAAGUUACAGAAGUUCUACAUUGACCCAAUGAAGCUGCUGCCCCUCCAGCGCUUUCUGCCACGGCCCCCAGGGGAGAAAGGCGCCCCCAGGGGAGGUCGGGGAGGUGGAAGAGGAGGUGGACGUGGAGGUGGCUUCAGGGGCGGACGGGGUGGAGGUCGGGGCAGGGGAGGUGGUUUUGGAGGUGGACGAGGUGGUGGCAAUGGUGGAUUUAGAGGAGGCAGAGGUGGUGGAAACAGCCGUGGGUUCAGGGGUGGGCGAUGACAGACUGGACCUUGUAACGCAGAUCGAGACUUUUCUGGGUCUGCCUGAUGUGGACUGUACAUCCAAGCCAUGGUGUGACAACAUUGAUGUGAAAUUCAGCUGGAGCUGAACAGUUUUAAUGUCAUUUGAAUUUUUCCUUUUAAGUGUUUGUUCCUGUUAUGUAAUAUUACACCUUGAGGUUUUGAUUUUCCCCCCACCAUUUAGUUUUAUAUGAAGAUUUGUAAUCUAAAGAAAGACAUUCGGGUAGCAUUUUUCACAGGAGCCCAAGGAUAUGUUUUGUAGUGGAUUUGCCAAUGGACCAUCUACCACAUCUUCCGAUAUAAGAUUGUUUUUAAACAAAUAAACCUUUGAACAUGAA